Molecule: messenger RNA, 635 nt
Organism: Prorocentrum cordatum
Lineage: Eukaryota; Dinophyceae; Prorocentrales; Prorocentraceae
Source: the annotation of a GenBank genome assembly
AGUCAUUUGCUCAAGAAUGACGCCUGCUCCAUGGUACUGAACCUCACCGAGGGCAGCGUCUUUCGGAGGUGAUCUACAUAUUCACAGUCGGUGGGCCCAUGGCGCCUCGUGCCACGUACCUUAUCCUGGCGGCUUCUGCACUCGAUCUUUCCCACGCACUUCUUGGACGAGGUCGUCAUAAGAGUGAACAUCGUGAGCAUGAGACCCGUAGUAGGAAGACACCAGAUCCCGACGUCGUGAUUAGCGAGGGUGCGAAGAAGCUGGAGUACCAGGUCCGCCUGGGGGCGAGCGACAUGAAGUGGCCGGAGGGCAGCUUCAUGUCGUGCCUGGCGAGCAGGAGCCGGGAGGAGAACAAGACGUACCAGAUGCAGCAGUGCCUGGCCUUGAACCAGGACCGACCCGUCCUUGCUCCCGCAGUGGACCCCGUCCUGGCCCUCGCCGCUGCCCGGGCGGGUCUAUGGCAGUAGCGUUACGGCUAGGGCGCCCUCGCCAUCGAUACAUCGUUCGGUCUCUUCACUGCGGCGGGGAAAAGCCCGCCUCCGCGCGGCCCGGCCCGCCUGGCUCUCCUCCUCAAGCGGUCGCCCCAGCCGUGUAGGCGGGCCCAUGGAGUGCCGAGAGGUACGAUAGCAGUACGU